AUGACCGAUAACUUGUUGCAAUGUUAUAAUAAAGGAUGUGGAAAAAAGUUUAGCGAAAAUGAAAAUGGACAAGGUUUGUAUAAAUUAUCGAUUUUUUAGUUUUCAAUUUUUUUAGAAGCAUGCAGCUAUCACCCGGGUCCUCCAUAUUUCCAUGACGCAUACAAAAUCUGGAAUUGUUGUAAUAAGAAAAGCACGGAUUUUGGAACUUGGUUAAGUUAUCCUGGAUGUGCACGCGGAAAACAUAAUCCUGAAAAACCAGUUGAUAUUGUAAAAGUUGCUGCGGUUAAAGAGAUUCGACCUGAAAAAGAAGAAGAUGUGAUUGUAUGGAAAGGUUUGAAUAAAUCAGCAAAGAAGGAAAAUAUCGAAAAUAGCGGAAAUAAAGAAAGACCUCUUGUUGAUUUGAAAUUCGAAACAACACCUUCGGCUGAAGCUGCAAUUGAAAAGUUUUUGAACGAAUCGAAAGAUGCAGCAAAUAGUGGAGAAUUUAGUAUUGGAGCGGCGUGUAAAAACAAUGGCUGUGAUAAGGUAUUUGAUUUUUGGGUUUUUUAAUUAAAUUAUUUCAAUCAAUAUUUUCAGACUUAUGAUGGUUCAAAUUCAAUACCCGGUGAUUGCCAAAAUCAUCCAGGCGAAGCCAUUUUCCACGAAGGAAUGAAAUAUUGGUCAUGUUGUAACAAGAAAACAUCGAAUUUCGGUGCUUUUUUGGAACAAGUUGGAUGCACAAAAAGUGAACAUCGAUGGAGACCGGUUUGUAAAAAAUAUUUGAAUGAGUCAUAUUGAUUAAUUUGUUUCAGAACGAAAUUGUUAGUAAAGUUCGUGAAGAUUGGUUCUCAAGCAAUGGUUUUGUUACUGUCAAUAUUUAUUGUAGAGUGAGUUAUUUAAAAUCAGAAUUAUGAUAUGAAAAUUAAAUGAUUUAUUUCAGGGAACUAUUGGAAAAGAAUCAAGAUUACAAACUGAUGGACAUGUUUUGAAAGCAAACUUAGUUCAUGGAUUUGGAACAAAGGUAUCUUGAUUUCCGAAAAUUUUACUUUAUAAAUAUUCAUGAGAAUAUUAGAAAAAUCUUCAGAGAACUAUUCUCUCUCCAUAUUCCUUGCGCAACUUUUUUCCGGCCAAAGUUUAAAAAAUACUUCUCAAAAUUAAACUGGAAAUUUCGUGUAUUCUCAGACUGUUGAAAACAUUUCGAAAUUCUAAAUCUUUUGACGUUUUUAUGAACUACAUUUUUUUCAGGAAACUGCAUUGGAAUACGAUCUUUGGGAUGAAGUUAUUGUUGAAGAAAGUCGUGCGGUUAUUGGAGAACGUAAAGUUGAAAUUGUUCUCAAACAAAAAUACUCGACUGGUUGGCCAAGACUCAAGUUUGAUCCUGAAUUGGAUGAACCGAAAAAAGAACAAUCGGAGGCUUGA
Messenger RNA from Caenorhabditis angaria, 1398 nucleotides. Lineage: Eukaryota; Metazoa; Nematoda; Chromadorea; Rhabditida; Rhabditidae. The record is from the annotation of a GenBank genome assembly.